AGCUGGUGCUUGGGCGUGUGCGGAGAGGUGGGCUCAGUGAGGCACCCCAAAACCCCCCGCCUGACCCCCGACACGAGUGGCAUGAACUUGGAGCCGGGCGAGUGCGGGAUGAACUCGGUGAGCUGCGGCAACGGGAAACUCCGCCAGUGGUUGAUCGACCAGAUAGACAGCGGCAAGUACCCGGGGCUGGUAUGGGAGAACGAUGAGAAGAGCAUCUUCCGCAUCCCCUGGAAGCACGCCGGCAAGCAGGACUACAACCGCGAGGAGGAUGCUGCCCUCUUCAAGGCUUGGGCUCUUUUUAAAGGCAAGUUCAGAGAGGGCAUUGAUAAACCAGAUCCCCCUACCUGGAAGACAAGAUUAAGGUGUGCUUUGAACAAGAGCAAUGACUUUGAAGAACUGGUGGAGAGAAGCCAGCUGGACAUCUCAGAUCCCUAUAAAGUGUACAGAAUAGUGCCCGAAGGAGCUAAAAAAGGUGCAAAACAGAUCAGCAUGGAGGAGCAACCGUUAAUGAUGAACCAUCCCUUUCCGAUAACGUCUCCUUACACUUCACUACCAUCUCAGGUACCAAACUACAUGGUGCCCCACGAACGGAACUGGAGGGAGUUUGCCCCGGAGCAGCCGCAUCCUGACAUCCCUUACCAGUGUGCCAGCGUCCCCUUCGCAGCUCGCAGUCAUCACUGGCAAGGGCCUGGCUGUGAAAAUGGUUGUCAGGUGACAGGAACCUUUUAUGCUUGUGCCCCUCCUGAGUCCCAGACUCCUGGCAUCCCGAUUGAGCCAAGCAUAAGGUCUGGUGAAGCCCUCGCCCUGUCAGAUUGUCGGCUCCACAUCUGCUUAUAUUACCGUGAAAUACUGGUAAAGGAGGUGACAACUUCUAGUCCUGAAGGUUGUAGGAUAUCCCAUGGCCAAAGUUAUGAGGUCAGCAGCCUGGAGCAAGUUAUCUUCCCUUAUCCAGAGGAUAAUGGCCAGAGGAAGAACAUAGAGAAACUACUGAACCACCUGGAACGAGGAGUAAUACUGUGGAUGGCACCUGAUGGCCUCUACGCUAAGAGACUUUGCCAAAGCAGGAUCUACUGGGAUGGGCCUCUGGCGCUCUGCAGUGACCGACCCAACAAGCUGGAGCGGGACCAAACAUGCAAGCUCUUUGAUACUCAGCAGUUUUUAGCAGAGCUGCAAGCCUUUGCUCACCAUGGACGCCCGCUGCCGAGAUACCAAGUCGCUCUGUGCUUUGGGGAGGAAUUUCCAGAUCCGCAGAGGCAGAGGAAACUAAUUACAGCCCAUGUUGAACCAAUGUUUGCCAGGCAGCUGUAUUACUUUGCUCAACAAAACAGUGGACAUCUUCUGAGAGGCUAUGAUUUACCAGAACUUGUGACUAGUCCAGAGGAUUAUCACAGAUCUAUUCGCCAUUCCUCUAUUCAAGAAUAAGACCCUCAGAAAGAGUGUUUUUAAAGGCACUGUAAAGAUUAUGCAGAGUGGAGGAGCAGAUCUGGGUCGCAAUUUGGAGAUCCACAUCACAGCUGGAUGUGUUCAGGGGUUCAAUGAUAGGGAAGUGAACUAGGAAAACCAUAUUGUAUGAUACAAAUGACGGGUCUUCAACGUUUGGAUGCUACAUCUCACAUAGGUUCCACUGUCGCUGAGAAUAACUCAAAACUGACGAAAUGAUCGCUAUGUUUACGUUUGCUUAAUGCUCUCCUUGGAUUUUGAGGACUGAGUCUUGCCGAAGACUUAAAGCCAGAGUUUACACUGUUACAUUUGCAGGGCUAUUUAUUUUGGAUUACUGAUCUCAGGGAAGGUACUUAAAUUUGUGGUGUUCCCAGU
Messenger RNA from Egretta garzetta (little egret), 1815 nucleotides. RefSeq names its product interferon regulatory factor 4 (gene IRF4). Gene Ontology annotation, biological process: immune system process; regulation of transcription by RNA polymerase II. The transcript has 8 exons. NCBI's taxonomy places the organism in Eukaryota, Metazoa, Chordata, Aves, Pelecaniformes, Ardeidae. Gene Ontology annotation, molecular function: protein binding; DNA-binding transcription factor activity, RNA polymerase II-specific; RNA polymerase II cis-regulatory region sequence-specific DNA binding. The coding region runs from base 82 to 1422 and encodes 446 amino acids. Gene Ontology annotation, cellular component: nucleus. The record is from RefSeq and is a predicted model, not a curated record.